GAUCCCGCCGCUCGCGUAGCGCGGCCGCCCGGGCGCUCGCUGAGGGGAGGAGAGGAGGAGGAGAAGAGGCGCCCGCCCAGGCUCCGCCGCCGCCGCCGCCAUGAGCGUGGAGGCGUACGGCCCCAGCUCGCAGACCCUCACCUUCCUGGACACCGAGGAGGCCGAGCUGCUCGGCGCCGACACUCAGGGCUCCGAGUUCGAGUUCACCGACUUCACCCUCCCCAGCCAGACCCAGACGCCGCCGGGGCCCGGCCAGGCGGGGCCGCAGCAAGGCCAAGGCCCCCCCGGCGCGGGGCAGGGCCCGCCGGGGCCGCUGGAAGCGCAGGUGAAUGGGCCCGAUGGGAUCCUGCAGAACGGGGCUGUGGAUGAGAACGUGGCCAAGACCAGCCAGCUCCUGGCAGAGCUCAACUUUGAGGAGGAUGAGGAAGACACCUACUACACCAAGGAUCUCCCUGUGCAUGCCUGCAGUUACUGUGGGAUCCACGACCCUGCCUGUGUGGUUUACUGCAACACCAGCAAGAAGUGGUUCUGUAACGGGCGUGGGAACACCUCGGGCAGCCACAUUGUGAACCACCUGGUGAGAGCCAAGUGCAAAGAGGUGACUCUCCACAAGGAUGGACCUCUGGGGGAGACUGUCCUGGAGUGCUACAACUGCGGCUGUCGGAACGUGUUCCUCCUGGGCUUCAUCCCAGCCAAGGCAGACUCCGUGGUGGUUCUGCUGUGCAGGCAGCCCUGUGCCAGCCAGAGCAGCCUGAAGGACAUCAACUGGGACAGUUCCCAGUGGCAGCCCCUGAUCCAGGAUCGCUGCUUCCUCUCCUGGCUGGUGAAGAUCCCGUCGGAGCAGGAGCAGCUCCGCGCCCGCCAGAUCACGGCCCAGCAGAUCAACAAGCUGGAGGAGCUCUGGAAGGAAAAUCCAUCUGCAACCCUGGAGGACUUGGAAAAGCCUGGUGUGGAUGAAGAACCACAGCAUGUCCUGCUUAGAUACGAAGAUGCUUAUCAAUACCAAAAUAUAUUCGGUCCUCUAGUCAAGCUUGAGGCAGAUUAUGACAAGAAACUCAAGGAAUCUCAGACCCAAGAUAACAUCACAGUCAGAUGGGACCUGGGCUUGAACAAGAAGAGAAUUGCUUAUUUCACUUUGCCAAAGACUGACUCAGACAUGAGGCUCAUGCAAGGAGAUGAGAUCUGCCUGAGGUACAAAGGAGACCUGGCCCCGCUGUGGAAAGGAAUUGGUCACGUUAUCAAAGUUCCUGAUAGUUCUACAGAUUAUGGUGAUGAGAUUGCCAUCGAGCUGAGGAGCAGCGUGGGAGCCCCUGUGGAAGUUACCCACAACUUCCAAGUGGAUUUUGUAUGGAAAUCCACUUCCUUUGACAGGAUGCAGAGUGCUCUCAAAACCUUUGCUGUGGAUGAGACCUCAGUGUCUGGGUACAUCUAUCACAAGCUGCUGGGCCACGAGGUGGAAGAUGUGAUUAUUAAAUGCCAGUUGCCAAAGCGCUUCACAGCACAAGGACUUCCUGAUCUCAACCACUCUCAGGUUUAUGCUGUGAAAACCGUCCUGCAGCGUCCUCUGAGCCUUAUUCAGGGUCCCCCUGGCACUGGGAAGACAGUGACAUCAGCCACCAUCGUGUAUCAUCUGGCCAGACAGGGCAACGGGCCCGUGCUGGUGUGUGCCCCCAGUAACAUCGCCGUGGACCAGCUCACCGAGAAGAUCCACCAGACCGGGCUGAAGGUGGUGCGUCUGUGUGCCAAGAGCAGGGAGGCCAUCGACUCCCCCGUGUCCUUCCUGGCCCUGCACAACCAGAUCAGGAACAUGGACAGCAUGCCAGAGCUUCAGAAACUGCAGCAGCUCAAAGAUGAGACUGGAGAGCUCUCAUCUGCCGACGAGAAGCGUUACCGGGCGCUCAAACGAACCGCGGAGCGGGAGCUGCUCAUGAACGCGGAUGUGAUCUGCUGCACCUGCGUGGGCGCCGGGGAUCCCAGGCUGGCCAAGAUGCAGUUCCGCUCCAUCCUCAUCGAUGAGAGCACCCAGGCCACCGAGCCCGAGUGCAUGGUGCCCGUUGUGCUGGGAGCAAAGCAGCUCAUUCUGGUGGGUGACCACUGCCAGCUGGGGCCCGUGGUGAUGUGCAAGAAAGCUGCCAAGGCUGGGCUGUCCCAGUCCCUGUUUGAGAGGCUGGUGGUGCUGGGGAUCCGGCCCAUCCGGCUCCAGGUGCAGUACCGGAUGCAUCCCGCCCUCAGCGCCUUCCCUUCCAACAUCUUCUACGAGGGCUCGCUCCAGAACGGGGUCACUGCAGCCGACCGUGUGAAGAAAGGCUUUGACUUCCAGUGGCCACAGCCUGACAAACCAAUGUUCUUCUACGUCACCCAAGGACAGGAGGAGAUUGCCAGCUCAGGCACCUCUUACUUAAACAGGACGGAAGCUGCCAACGUGGAGAAAAUCACCACGAAGCUGCUGAAGGCUGGUGCCAAACCAGACCAGAUUGGCAUCAUCACUCCUUACGAAGGGCAGCGCUCCUACCUGGUGCAGUACAUGCAGUUCAGUGGCUCCCUGCACACCAAGCUCUACCAGGAAGUGGAAAUUGCGAGUGUGGAUGCCUUCCAGGGCAGGGAGAAGGACUUUAUUAUCCUUUCCUGUGUGAGGGCCAACGAACACCAGGGAAUUGGGUUCCUCAAUGACCCCAGGAGGCUCAACGUGGCCCUUACCAGGGCGAGGUAUGGAGUAAUUAUUGUGGGGAAUCCCAAAGCCCUGUCUAAGCAGCCACUCUGGAAUCACCUCCUGAAUUACUACAAGGAGCAGAAGGUGCUGGUGGAGGGACCACUGAACAACCUCCGGGAGAGCCUCAUGCAGUUCAGCAAACCCCGCAAGCUCGUCAACACCAUCAACCCCGGUGCCCGUUUCAUGACCACUGCCAUGUAUGAUGCACGUGAGGCCAUUAUUCCAGGAUCUGUCUAUGACAGGAGCAGUCAAGGGCGCCCAUCCAACAUGUACUUCCAAACCCACGACCAGAUUGGGAUGAUCAGUGCUGGCCCCAGCCACGUCACUGCCAUGAACAUUCCCAUCCCCUUCAACCUGGUGAUGCCCCCGAUGCCACCCCCGGGAUACUUCGGCCAGGCCAACGGACCCGCCGCAGGACGUGGGGCUCCCAAAGGAAAGACCGGUCGUGGCGGGCGCCAGAAAAACCGUUUUGGGAUUCCCGGGACGAGUCAGUCCAACCUUCCCAACAGCCAAGCGAGCCAAGAUGUGGUGUCCCAGCCUUUCUCCCAGGGCCCCCUGACUCAGGGCUAUAUCUCCAUGAGUCAGCCUUCACAGAUGAGUCAGCCUGGGCUCUCCCAACCAGAAUUAUCCCAGGACAGUUACCUUGGUGAUGAGUUUAAAUCCCAGAUUGACGUGGCGCUGUCACAGGACUCAACUUACCAGGGUGAACGUGCAUAUCAACAUGGUGGAGUGACGGGACUGUCACAGUAUUAGAGUGUUGAGGAAGAAGAGCUAAGCUUGCGUGGAGCUUAGUUCAUCAGCAUUUUAUUCUGGGUAAUAAAAAAAAUAAAAUAAAAUGGAUACCUGUUUUCCACUGCUAAAACUGAAGCACCACUGUGUGAGAGCAACAGGAGAAAGAAACCAACCAACGGAGAGAGAGAGAGAGAGAGAAAGAGAGAGAGAGAGAAAGAAAGGAGCGCGCGAGAGAGCCCACUGCUAUAGCUCACUGAGACAAGGAGACCGCGGAGGAGAGAGAGCCCUGACGGACCUGCUGGCGCCUCGCUGGGAAGGAACUCACCCCAAAAUGAGUGGUCAGCCGAGUCCCUGCUCCCCCAGUCACCCCCACGCUCGAGAGAAGGGCCUUAAAAAAAAAACAAAAAAAAAGCAGGUUUCACUUCAUUCCAUCCUUCUCUGUGCGAGCAGGGCAUUGCUACUACUUUUCAGAGCAGACGGGGGAGAGGAAAACCCUCAUCUCAGAGUUGGUCUCGUUUCUAAGGGGUACUAUAUUUUAGCAGUAACUGUUUACAUUUUAGAAGCAGAGUAUCUGAGAGAAAAAGAGAGAGAGAGAGAGAGGGAGGGAGGGAGAGUCCCUGACUCGGUGACAGCAAAGCCAAGCAGAAAUCCAGCGGGAUCCAGCUGAUGCUCAACUCUGAGAUGCAGGUUUUGUUGUCCAACACUGGCUCUGAAAUCUUAGUUGUCAUCGUGUCGCCCACAUUCUGAACGGGUCUUUCGUGACGAGGUGGUUUUAAAAAGAGAUCCUUUCAAAAAAAGGAGCACUGAGUUGUUUUUUUUUUGUUUGUUGUUUUGGUUUUUUUGUUUUGUUUUUCUUUUUUUUUUUUUUUAAGAAAAGAAGUUUGUCUCUGAAUUCUUAGUGGUGGACCUGGGAGAUCCUUGUUCUGAGAAGCUUAUAUAUAAAAAAAAAAAAGAAAAAAAAAACAAAAACAAAACAAAACAAAAAAAAUAUAUUGUUUCAAACAAAACUUAAAUUAGAGCACCAAACCUUGAGAACUUUUUCAGUGUGAUUUAAAGUUGCAGCAAUCAGCCUCUUCUUCCUACAUUGGAUAGCAGUUAGAGUGAGAGGAGCCUGCGCGCUCGGGCAGGAGGAGGGUUUCAAAGUGUUUUCUGUCUGCUUUAAUUGGCUACUGUCUGGACUCUACUCUGUGAAAAAACAAGCCUUUCUGUCAGAUGAACUUCGUGCUUGAUAAGGGGAUUGGGUUCCUGUGCCCUUCGGCCCCUGGAGGGAAGAUGCAAAACCAAAACAGCCCCUGCUUUGGCCGCCGCAGAUGUGGGGAGAAGGAGCGGAACCCGGGGAUUAUUUUGGUGCGGAAGGAAAGACUCCACGGCUCCAGGUGGGACUCCUGGACAAAGCAGGCAGUUGGUGGAAGGUGGCCUCUGAGGAGCUGGGUUUAAUUAGAGAUAAUGGGUCAGGCUUUGGCGUGGCUUCUUCGGUGAGGAGAGCAGGGAGGUGCCAGAGCCAGGUGUUGUUGGCAGAGCAAACCCGGAGCAGCUUUUUUUCAGGUAGUGGCCACGGCCGUGCCAUCCAUGCUGGCUGAUGAGUCAGGGCUGAGAACAGCACAUUAAAGAGAAGCCAUCCAAUUUCUAAGUUGUACCCAUGUCUUAACGAGUCGUAUGGGAACACUGGGAGCGUUUCAUUUCUGUCUAAACCUUUCUAGAAGCAGCGGAGAAGCGACAAUUCCUGCAGAGCCCCCUUUUUACCAGAUCCCCGAAUCAGACUGACCUCUACCUCCCAAUUGGCCAAGAACAGUAGAGAGUGAUCCGCUAACCUGGGUGUUUUUCAAGUUGGAGAUAAGUUAGCUUUAUACUCAAAAGGGCUCCAAGUGUUUCUAGUCUUUUUUUUGGGGGGGGAGAACUCAAAAAUACCUCUCAUAUGAAUGUACUUCGACGCCGUGAAACCCCCACUUUUUGUACCUGGGGGGGGGGGCAGCCCUUCCAUUCCUGUCCUUUCCGUGGGUUGUUGCCCCUGCUUCCACAACCUGUUCUUGCUGUAGUUUCCCCAGGGUGUCUCCCCCCACCCAGUGCAGCCCCCCCAGUACCCCAGGACACAGAUUCACCCCUUGCCUUCGGUCCCGACCGGAGCCCGAGAACUGCAAAAAAACCAAACCCACAACCCCAUUCUUUUCUCAUCAAAAGCCUCCAGAGUUUAGACUUCUAAAAAAACAAAA
This is a messenger RNA of Pseudopipra pipra, 5652 nucleotides long. RefSeq names its product UPF1 RNA helicase and ATPase (gene UPF1). Lineage: Eukaryota; Metazoa; Chordata; Aves; Passeriformes; Pipridae. Gene Ontology annotation, cellular component: cytoplasm. Gene Ontology annotation, molecular function: DNA binding; RNA helicase activity; hydrolase activity. Bases 101 to 3463 code for a protein of 1120 amino acids. The record is from RefSeq and is a predicted model, not a curated record. Gene Ontology annotation, biological process: nuclear-transcribed mRNA catabolic process, nonsense-mediated decay. The transcript has 24 exons.